Molecule: messenger RNA, 1084 nt
Organism: Octodon degus (degu)
Lineage: Eukaryota; Metazoa; Chordata; Mammalia; Rodentia; Octodontidae
Gene: Frg1
Product: FSHD region gene 1
Exons: 9
Coding region: 156-929 (257 amino acids)
Cellular component (GO): catalytic step 2 spliceosome; nucleolus; striated muscle dense body
Molecular function (GO): actin filament binding
Source: RefSeq, a predicted model, not a curated record
AGGAAGUAGAAUCGGUGUUUGGUGUCUAGAAGAGACUUGCGAGCGGUUGCUGUAGCGGGUGCUCGCUUCCAAUUCACGCCCUCCCCUCCCCGCGCGCCAUUUUUUUGUCCUAGUCCAGAAACUGUUGUGCUUUGCUUAGAACUUUCCUCAGCACCAUGGCCGAAUACUCCUACGUAAAGUCCACUAAACUCGUGCUCAAGGGAACAAAAGCCAAAAGUAAGAAGAAAAAGAAAGAAAAGAAGAGAAAAAAAGAAGAGGAUGAAGAAACUCAACUUGAUAUUGUUGGAAUAUGGUGGACAGUAGCCAACUUUGGUGAUAUUUCAGGAACUAUCGCCAUUGAAAUGGAUAAAGGAACCUAUAUCCAUGCACUUGACAAUGGUCUCUUUACACUGGGAGCACCACAUAAAGAAGUUGAUGAAGGUCCUAGUCCUCCAGAGCAGUUUACUGCUGUCAAAUUGUCUGAUUCCAGAAUUGCCCUGAAAUCUGGCUAUGGAAAAUAUCUUGGUAUCAAUUCAGAUGGACUUGUUGUUGGACGUUCAGAUGCCAUUGGACCAAGAGAACAGUGGGAACCAGUGUUUCAAGAUGGGAAGAUGGCCUUACUGGCCUCAAAUAGUUGUUUUAUUAGAUGCAAUGAAGCAGGUGAUAUAGAAGCAAAAAGUAAAACAGCAGGAGAAGAAGAAAUGAUAAAGAUUAGAUCCUGUGCUGAAAGGGAAACCAAGAAAAAAGAUGACAUCCCAGAAGAAGAUAAAGGGAAUGUAAAACAAUGUGAAAUCAAUUACGUAAAAAAAUUUCAGAGUUUCCAAGACCAUAAACUUAAAAUCAGUAAAGAAGACAGUAAAAUUCUUAAAAAGGCUCGGAAAGAUGGAUUUUUACAUGAGACACUUCUGGACAGGAGAGCCAAAUUGAAAGCUGAUAGAUACUGCAAGUGACCAGGAUUUUUGUUUCUGCCUACUCAUUUUGCUUUUUCUGAAUAAAAUAUUCAGUGGUAGUACUUUGUACAAUUCUUGGGCUGUUGUGAAAUUAUUACUUAAUAAAAAUCUAGUGUCAGCAAAAUUAAUAAAAUUUAAGAUUUUUCAAAAGUUUA